Molecule: messenger RNA, 915 nt
Organism: Anopheles marshallii
Lineage: Eukaryota; Metazoa; Arthropoda; Insecta; Diptera; Culicidae
Exons: 3
Coding region: 1-915 (304 amino acids)
Molecular function (GO): protein binding
Source: RefSeq, a predicted model, not a curated record
AUGCCCGCAACAGUGGAGAACGUCUCAGCGGAUAGCGAUAAACACAGCUGUGAUACGACGGCUGUUGUUUUCCACAAUGAUCACGUCUUCAGUGCGGGAGGCGAUGGAAAAGUAAAGGUAUGGGCUACCGACUUACGAUUGGUUAGGGAGCUUGCUCCUCACGAAGGUUAUAUUUAUGCCAUGGUAGUCGACUCGAAAGGACAGCUUUAUACGAGUAGUUGUGAUGGAACGAUCAAAUGCCUAACGAACCCGCUCACCAGCGAUGAGUGCAAGGAACUCCUAAAAUGCAACGAUGAGAUUGAAUGUUUGUUCGUAGAUCCCAAGGAUAAUCUAUACAGUGGCGAUGAUAAGGGAAUUAUAACGAUGUGGAUCGAUCAACGUAUCAAGUAUAAGUUUAACGUUGUCGAGCAAGUACGCUCGAUGGCCAUACAAAACAACAUAAUUUACUCUAUUCGGGAUAACGAUCUCACUGUGACGGAAAUCAUCGAAGGUUCCGCUUCGGGUCGCUUUAUGACGAAAGCGUCUAUCCCGGGACGGUGUCCAGUACGACUUUGUGGAGUGUGUACCGAAGAUGGCGUUUACAACAAUGUUGCUAUCCUAACGCGAGAUGGACUGGGUGUUACUAUGAUAAGAAAUAGCAAAAAGGAGCAAUACCCCGUCAUAUGGACCAAAGAGAGCGCGCAUAGCAUGAUUAUUAACACCAUGGUUGCGAAGGAUGACUAUCUGUACACAGCAGGCUACGAUGGAACAAUCAAACAGUGGUCAAACCUGGAUGCAAAAGAACCAAAGCUGACCGGUGAAGUUGUACUUGGUACUAGUGGUGUCUGUAUUAAUUCCGUUGCAAUUGGCGCCGAUAAAACAUGUGUGUAUGCUGGUUGCAGUGAUGGUACACUUCAGAUGGUAAAAUUCGUCUAG